AUUUUGCCUAUAUAAGUUGGAGAAUAGAAGACAUCAUCAUUUCAUUUCUUCAUCAUCAUCAUGUCAAUCUCAAGGGAGACGAAGAUUCUUGAUGCAAUAAUCGAUGAAAAGAAAAUGGGAGAGGCAAAUGAUGAACUUGAUGCCGUUGAAAUCAACUGCUUGGGAUAUGGUUUCAGGGAUUAUGAAAAUGCUGAAAGUGGAGGACAGCAGGGUGUUGAAGACUUUUACAAGAUGCAACACAUUAACCAAACAUUUGGUUUUGUAAGAAAAAGUUAUCUAUUAUGUUUUGUAGUAAGUGAAUUUAACUUUUACUCAUAAUUUUUUUUCGUUGCCCAGUAAAUUUUAGUUGAGUAAUCUAAUUAUGUAGUUUUAAUAGGUGAAGAAA
Molecule: messenger RNA, 385 nt
Organism: Raphanus sativus (radish)
Lineage: Eukaryota; Viridiplantae; Streptophyta; Magnoliopsida; Brassicales; Brassicaceae
Product: inositol oxygenase 2-like
Exons: 3
Coding region: 61-318 (85 amino acids)
Source: RefSeq, a predicted model, not a curated record